Onychomys torridus (southern grasshopper mouse) is the source of this 2534-nucleotide messenger RNA. It is a transcript of the gene Gdi1, whose product is annotated as GDP dissociation inhibitor 1. Gene Ontology annotation, biological process: small GTPase-mediated signal transduction; protein transport; vesicle-mediated transport. The record is from RefSeq and is a predicted model, not a curated record. NCBI's taxonomy places the organism in Eukaryota, Metazoa, Chordata, Mammalia, Rodentia, Cricetidae. Gene Ontology annotation, molecular function: Rab GDP-dissociation inhibitor activity. The transcript is spliced from 11 exons. The coding region runs from base 325 to 1668 and encodes 447 amino acids. Gene Ontology annotation, cellular component: cytoplasm.
UCCUUCGCUGGACGCAGCACCUGCCGCGGACCAGCCCCGCCUCAUAUUUCUCUGGGCUCACGAAGAUCGACGUUGCUCCCAGAGUCGUGCUGGUGCUGGGACUUAGGCGCCAGAAGCCCUUCCAGAAAACAAGCUGGGGAACGGUGGCUUCGGUUGAGCGUGGCAAGGCCCGAGGAGGUAGAGGGACUCUUUGACGGUGCGGAGGGAUAGGGAGACGAGUAAUAGCCGCCAUCUUUGGUUCAGUGCGGCGCAACAGCAGCGGCAGUGGCUGCUGUGGUGAAGGAGGAGGAGGAGCCGAGUGGGCGCUGGUACCAAGGCCUGACCAUGGACGAGGAAUACGAUGUGAUUGUGCUGGGGACAGGUCUUACCGAAUGCAUUCUGUCUGGCAUCAUGUCUGUGAAUGGAAAGAAGGUGCUGCACAUGGACCGGAACCCCUACUAUGGGGGUGAGAGCUCUUCCAUCACACCUCUGGAGGAGCUAUAUAAGCGCUUUCAGUUGCUGGAAGGGCCCCCUGAGUCAAUGGGCCGGGGCCGAGACUGGAAUGUUGACUUGAUCCCCAAAUUCCUCAUGGCCAAUGGUCAGCUGGUAAAGAUGCUACUGUAUACAGAAGUGACUCGUUAUCUGGACUUCAAGGUGGUAGAGGGCAGCUUUGUAUACAAGGGAGGCAAGAUCUACAAAGUACCAUCCACUGAGACUGAGGCAUUGGCUUCUAAUCUGAUGGGCAUGUUUGAAAAGCGACGCUUCCGAAAAUUCUUGGUGUUUGUGGCAAACUUUGAUGAGAAUGACCCCAAAACCUUUGAGGGUGUCGAUCCCCAGACCACCAGCAUGCGUGAUGUCUACCGGAAGUUUGAUCUGGGCCAAGAUGUCAUUGAUUUCACUGGCCACGCCUUGGCGCUCUACCGCACUGAUGACUACCUGGAUCAGCCCUGUCUUGAGACUAUUAACCGUAUUAAGUUGUACAGCGAGUCCUUGGCCCGGUAUGGCAAGAGCCCAUAUUUGUACCCACUCUAUGGCCUGGGUGAGCUGCCCCAGGGUUUUGCAAGAUUGAGUGCCAUCUAUGGAGGAACAUAUAUGCUGAACAAACCUGUGGAUGACAUCAUCAUGGAGAAUGGCAAGGUGGUGGGUGUGAAAUCUGAAGGAGAGGUGGCCCGUUGCAAGCAGCUGAUUUGUGACCCUAGCUACAUCCCAGACCGUGUACGGAAGGCUGGCCAGGUUAUUCGCAUCAUCUGUAUCCUCAGCCACCCCAUCAAGAACACCAAUGAUGCCAAUUCCUGCCAAAUUAUCAUCCCUCAGAACCAGGUCAACAGGAAGUCAGACAUCUAUGUGUGCAUGAUCUCCUAUGCACACAACGUGGCAGCACAGGGCAAAUAUAUCGCCAUUGCCAGCACCACCGUGGAGACUGCAGAACCAGAAAAGGAGGUUGAGCCUGCAUUGGAGCUGUUGGAACCCAUUGACCAGAAGUUUGUGGCUAUCAGUGAUUUGUAUGAGCCUAUUGAUGAUGGUUCUGAGAGUCAGGUAUUUUGUUCCUGUUCUUAUGAUGCCACCACACACUUUGAGACCACCUGCAAUGACAUCAAAGAUAUCUACAAACGCAUGGCUGGGUCUGCCUUUGAUUUUGAGAACAUGAAGCGCAAACAGAAUGAUGUGUUUGGAGAGGCUGAUCAGUGAUUGCUGACUCCCCUCCUCCAGCCCCUGCUCCCCUCUCCCCAACCCGUAUGUCCUCUGGGACAGGGAAGAUGGUAUGGCUGGGCAUCCCUGUAUCCAGCAUCUUCUGCUUCCCCCACCACAUUCCAGUGACCCACCUCAUUGAUUUGAUUCACUGACCAAAUCCUUAACCUUAGUGAUGGUUUGGGAGAUGGGGGUUGGAUAGUAUCCUCUUUCUUGGCCUACCCUUGUUCUAGGAAAAGAGGAUUCUUUGUGUGUGUGUGUGUGUGUGUGUGUGUGUGUGUGUGUGUGUGUGUGUGUACACACGUGUACGUGUACACUCUAAUUCUACUGUUUGGGAAGGAGUGGAGGAAAAGCUGACUCUGCACCCACUGUUCUUACUCCCAAUGUAGUGGCCUUUGGAGAUAUUCCAUCUCCUCCCCCCCAACUCUUAUGUGUUGGAGAGAAGGGACCCUCCCAGCACAAAGUUGCAUUCCUCCACCCCCUUAUAAUUUAUUCUAAUUUAUUAACUUUGUCCUACCUAUCUGAGGCCUCAGCCUUUCUGUGCAGCCUGGGGCUGUAGAGUGAGCUGCCCUGGCUUCUCCCAGCCCUGGCAAAGUCUGGGUUGGGUGAAGGUUUAGGUGUGGCCCCCUCUGGGGGUUGAUCUGUUUUUAAUUUCUUAUCUUUGUGUUGUGUUCUCUGAGAAAAAGUAAAUGUGAGCAAAGAAGAAGGAGGUGGAAAAGUGGACCCAAACCCCAGUGUGCCCCGCCCCAAGCCUUUUCCUUUAGUGGUGGGAACCCUUAUCUUGCAAAGUGAAUGUUUCCCCUUCCCCAACCUCUAGUGUAUUUCACAGGAAACAAAAACCUCCCAAUAAAACUGUUGAAACCUGA